GGCAGCACCCACCGGCCGCAGCCUCCCCUCGCCCGGGCUGCGCUGACGCUGCGCUCGCUGUUACGUGCUGAGCACGGGUUACUCCGCUUCAGCUUCUCUUAUUUUCAUCCCUCUUUUUCUUCUCUGCCCUCUAAAUCCUCCCCUGGACUGAGGAACUGUUUCUCAUCCGGCUCCGCUAUCCAGAGGAUGGAGAUGGAAAAUACAAUCUCCUGCAGCAGGGAUGGAUUAUGAUGUUUUUGUAGCCUUUUGCAGCACGAAUAGUAAAAAUCCUUCCAGCUCUGCGUGCUAGGAACAGCCUCCAGGUUUGCAAUGAAGUGCCCCGCACCCGAGGAAUGUUGCUGUCCUCAGGCAGUGCAGACAAGCAGUGUGCGUCACGCCGGAGCCUGCCUCUGAGGGUCCAUCUCCCCGCCUGAGAUCACACUGGAGGGCUCACACUUGAUUCCAUGAGGAUUUGGACAUCCAGCCCCCGCCGCGGCCUGUCCUUCUCAAGCAGAUGUUAGUGGGAGAGGAAUGGUGUUGAUCCCCGCGCUGCCGCCGUCGCUGCCCUGAGCUGUUAAGCCUCUUUACUCCUGCUUGGACAGGGAAUAGAGCUGCUCUGUGGUGGUGUUGACUGUGAGUCAUGACGAAUAAACCAAUGCAUUGAAGGUCGUCACGUCCAGAAAGAUCAUUAUCCACAAUAAUAAGGCAAGUAAGAAAAUGUAGAGGGCCGGAGGCGAGGCCGAAAGCCCGGAGCGAGUGCUGGGCCGCGCGGCGUCACCAUGUCCAAGAAGGGCCCCAGUGGCCGAGCCCGGGGGGAGAAGCCGGACGCCCUGGCUGCGCUGCAGGCUGCCAAUGAAGAGCUCAGGGCCAAGCUCACCGACAUCCAGAUAGAGCUCCAGCAGGAAAAGAGUAAGGUCAGCAAGUUGGAAAGGGAGAAAAACCAAGAAGUGAAGCAGAUCAAAGAGCAUGAACAGCAUAAAAGUACAGUGGUGGUAACAGAGCUCAAAGUCAAGCUUCAUGAAGACAAAAUGAAGGAGCUCCAAGCUGUUCGAGAAACGCUUUUGAGACAGCACGAGGCUGAACUGCUGAGAGUAAUAAAAAUCAAAGACAAUGAAAUCCAGAGGUUGCAGACGCUCCUCAACGCUGUGCGCGACGGGGCUCCCGACAAGGUGAAGACGGUGCUGCUGACCGAGGCCAAGGAGGAGGCCAAGAAGGGCUUUGAAGUUGAGAAAAUAAAAAUGCAGCAAGAAAUUUCAGAGCUGAAGGGGGCCAAGAAACAGGUGGAAGAGGCUUUAACCAUGGUCAUCCAAGCUGACAAAAUUAAAGCAGCGGAGAUAAGGAGUGUGUAUCACCUGCACCAAGAGGAGAUCAGCAGAAUCAAGAGGGAGUGUGAGAGAGAAAUCCGGAGGCUGAUGGAGGAGAUUAAGUUUAAAGACAGAGCAGUCUACGUGCUGGAGAGAGAGUUAGGGGUGCAAGCCGGGCAUGCUCAGAGACUGCAGCUCCAAAAGGAGGCUUUAGAUGAACAACUUUCCCAGAUCAAAGAGGCUGAUCGGCAUCUGAGCAGCCCCAAGCGGGAACUUCCUUAUGCAAGUGGUGCAGGAGAUGCUUCAGACCAUUCGGGAAGCCCCGAACAGCAGUUGGAUGAAAAGGAUGCCCGGCGAUUCCAACUGAAAAUCGCGGAGCUGAGUGCCAUCAUCAGGAAGCUGGAGGACCGGAAUGCGCUGCUCUCGGAGGAGAGGAACGAGCUGUUAAAACGUCUGCGAGAAGCUGAAAGUCAGUAUAAGCCCAUUCUGGACAAAAACAAGCGCCUUAGUAGGAAGAAUGACGAACUGUCACAUGCCUUACGCCGAAUGGAAAACAAGCUAAAAUUUGUGACGCAAGAAAACAUCGCAAUGAGGCAAAGAGCUGGAACAAUAAGGAGACCAAGCUCUUUGAAUGACCUUGACCAGGAAGAAAGGGAAGUUAAUUUCUUGAGACUACAAGUUAUUGAACAGCAAAAUAUCAUUGACGAGCUCUCCAAGACACUGGAAACUGCUGGCUAUGUGAAGAGUGUCAUGGAACGUGAUAAACUGUUGAGGUAUAGAAAGCAACGGAAAAAAAUGACAAGAAUUCCUAAGAAGCCGGUUGUGGAGACGUUCUUUGGCUACGAUGAAGAAGCUUCCUUGGAGUCUGAUGGUUCCUCUAUCUCAUAUCAAACUGACCGCACAGACCAAACCCCUUGCACGCCUGAGGAUGACUUGGAAGAGGGCAUGGCCAAGGAAGAGACAGAACUGCGGUUUCGGCAGCUGACGAUGGAGUACCAGGCUCUGCAACGAGCAUACGCCCUAUUGCAAGAACAGGUCGGAGGAACAUUGGAUGCAGAACGAGAAGUUAAGACACGUGAGCAGCUCCAAGCAGAAAUACACCGCUCGCAGGCUCAGAUCCAGGACCUGGAGAAGGCCCUCGCAGAGCAGGGACAGGACAUGAAGUGGAUUGAGGAGAAGCAAGCGCUGUAUAGAAGAAACCAGGAACUGGUAGAAAAGAUAAAACAAAUGGAAGCAGAGGAAGCUCGCUUGAAACAUGAUGUCCAGGAUGUGAAGGAUCAAAACGAGCUCCUGGAGUUCAGGAUCUUGGAGCUUGAAGAGAGGGAGCGGCGAUCACCUGCCAUCAACUUCCAUCACGGUCCCUUUACAGAGGGGAAAAGCCCUCUCCAGGUGUACUGCGAGGCAGAAGGUGUAACAGACAUAGUAGUAGCAGAGCUGAUGAAGAAGUUGGACAUUUUAGGGGAUAACGCCGUAAGUAAUCUGACCAAUGAAGAGCAAGUAGUUGUCAUACAAGCAAGGACCGUCCUCACGCUGGCUGAAAAGUGGCUCCAGCAGAUCGAAGUGACGGAGUCUGCGCUGCAGCAGAAGAUGCUGGACCUUGAGAAUGAAAAGGAGCUGUUCAGCAAGCAGAAGGGUUACCUGGAUGAUGAGCUUGAUUUCAGGAAACAGUCCCUGGACCAAGCUCACAAGCAAAUUCUGGAAUUAGAAGCCAUGCUCUAUGAUGCCCUGCAGCAAGAAGCUGGAGCCAAAAUCUCCGAACUUCUUUCAGAAGAGGAGAAGGAGAAGCUGAAGAGCGCUGUGGAGCAAUGGAAGCGGCAAGUGAUGAGCGAGCUCCGGGAGAGGGAUGCCCAGAUCCUGCGGGAAAGGAUGGAGCUCAUCCAGCACGCACAGCAGAGAAUUAAAGAGCUAGAAGAAAGAAUUGAAGGCCAAAAAAGACAAAUAAAAGAGUUAGAGGAAAAGCUUUCAUUCUUUGGUCAUAGCCCUUCAGGCCAUGUGCAGAAGCCUGCUGAGGAGGCUACAAUUACUUCUGCUGUUGCUAACAUGAAGACAGCAUUGAUUACCAAGGCAGAAAGAGAGACUUUGCCACUCCAAACCCCACAAACAUCUCUCCUAUUUUGCUUCUGGCGAUGGGAGGUGCAGCCUCUCUGAGCCUUGCAGACUGAAGCUGGACUGGGGUACGUGGCCAAUUCGGCGCAGGGGAUGUCUGCAUCACUGAAAUCUCUGAGUGAGCAUUCUGAAGAGCCAGAACGACACCGUCAAAGAAAGCCAAACCCCUCUCAGUGGCUGCCGGAGGAAGUGCUGGCUCUGCUGCUCGAGGAGCUCUCAGCUUUACGUAAGGAGCGCUAUUCUGAUUCAGAUAAACUGAAUUCAUUUUGGUUCCCUGCUGAGCAGGCAGUAAAUUGCUUCUCUGGAGAAGUGACCGUGUCCUGGUUUAUAUGUCACGCUUUUGUAUUUGUUAUUCAGUUAGUUCAAAAUCCGUCUUGAAAGAAGAAUUUAGGAAGAGUUUCAGAGGAGUAACUGAUGAGAAGAGAAACGCGAGUGGAAAUGAAGUGUUUCAUUCCAAGUUAUUUCUUCAUAACACAGGGUAUGUCCAAUGGUUUGUUGCUUAUCCCACAAGCCCAGUUCUAGGGAAGAACAUGCAACUGUGUUCAGGAAAUCCAGCUGUAGGAUUCUGUUGAGUUUUCAGUAGACCAUGGCCCGCAGCACGAUGAAAAAUGGCACAGCAAGUUAUAAUGUGCUGUCCCUGAAUGAUGACCAAAGGCUUAACAUUGUCCCAGCAAAAGGCUUGACCUGGACAAAAGUGAAGGUAAAACACACAAUCCCCGAUCCGCACGCUCUGGGCUGGGGAAGGCAGCAAGAGGGAAUAGAAGAUCUCACCACUGUGAGACUGGGGAGCACGAGCCCUAGCCCAGGCAGCUGCCGCAGGCACCAGGAAGGGAAAUGGAUCCUCUGGAAAAACAGGCGAAGGAGGGAAGUUCCAGAAGAAAUCCCACAGUGUGAUUCACCCCGUGAGAACCGCAGCCAAGCCUGGGGCUGUUGGGGAAGGCCAAGGGCAAGCUCCUGUCUGCAGCGUUCCCUGGAUGUGGAGCCGUGAAGCUCCCAGAGGCACAGGAUGUGAUGGAGGAACUGCCCAUCCCUUUGAAGCACAAGGCAGGAAGGAAACCCAGAGCUCCCAACAGGUGCCUGCACCCCUUCCAAACCUUGCGUGGAGUUUAAAAAGCUAUGAAGAAAGUCCCUUGAUACUGAAAUUCUACAAACUCUCCAGGUCUCGUACAUCCAUCAUCUGUUUUAAAGAAGUGAACAUUGUGAAGAGGGAGCUGAACUACAAACACGUAAGAAAAGGAGGUGGUCAGAGGAGUUACCUGUUUGUACUGAAGUAUUACAGCAUUUUAAGCCAAAGGUGAUGGCUUUGACAUUGGCACAUGGUUGUAUUAUAAAAGUGAUUUAACAGAUUCCAAUUCUACCAGAUAAAAAUACCAGUAUUGGGAUUACGUGAUGAGCUGCAGUUUUACUUCUGCAUCUCAUGCUUAAAACAUGUGUCCAUUUUGGGUUCUACUUAAGUACUUAAUGUCUUAAAAUACUUCAUUGGAAGACCUGCAGAGAGUGGCUGAGGGAACCUCUGCAGCCUCAGGCAUCACUGUCCUCUUGCUGGGAAUCCAGAGGAAGGCUCUGGGCUGGCAUCCCUCAGCCCCAGAGAGCUCGGGAUGGGAGCUGCUGCGGGCAGAUGGAUGAACGGGGAUGGGGACCAGGGGCAGGGAGUGGGGCUGGAAGUGGCUUGGAGCCAUUUCAUGCCCCUUCUCCCAGACCACGCUGUCACACGUUGUGUAUGGGCAUCUAGGAGUUCCCUUCCAUUCCCAUUAGUUAGACUUUCUUAACCAUGCUUUUUUGAAUUAAAAAGCUAUCUGCACAGGACAGGACAUGUGUAAAUAAGGGAUUGUGCUUGUGUAUAUGUUAAUAUUUAUGUGUAAAAAGAUGUGUACAUAGGAAAGAAAAAAAAAGGCUCAAAGAAUGUUUCCAAAACUGUUUCUUACACAGGCAGAGAUAGGAAAUGUGCAUAAACGCGCUCCUUAAUUUCAGCAUAAGGGUUUUUGCUCCGUUUUCAGUCACUUUGUGUUUGCUCCCGCUGGGCUUUUGCAGGAUGAGUUUGUACGAUGAGACUGUGACCGUGGCCAGAGAUGCUCCGCAGACGGGGCCGCCCUUGGCCCCUGGAAUGAGCUGUGGCUGUGUCACAUCUCAUUUGUGUUUUCUUGCCUCUGGGUCUUGUGUACCUUUUACAAACCAAGGUCCCAAAGCCACAGCACCAGAGGUGGAUGUUUACCUGAUCUGGGGCUCCUUCCUGCAGCCCCCCCGUCCCUCAGUGCAGGUAAACAGCGGGGAGAGGAGGGGUGUGCAGCCACUCUCAGGCCAGCGAGGAGGCAGCCACAAGUCCAGAGCUACCAACUGCUCCAGUUCUCCCCAUAAGCAUCUUCUGCAAGUUUCCCAGCGCCCUUCAAAGAGCGACAAGACGGAGGCCAGGUAAACCGAGCGCAUCCCGGGGCGCCACCGGCACAGCACCACCGCUCCGCUUCCCCUCAGGACUGUGAGGAAGGAGCGUGUCUGUGACCAGCCCAGGCCCACACAGCUCCUGGAGGAGCAGGGAAGCGGGAGGACACGGGCUGCCCGGUCCCACAGGCGAGCUAUGGACCGACAUCCACCGGGACCACAGCACGUGGUUCAGGCCUGUUCCUAUUCAAGCUGUUGGAGGACCGUGGCAUCAUUUCAAGUCCCCUGCUCCAGUGCUAUCUGUAGCCUUCAGUGUAUCCCCGAGUGCCUUACACAGCUUGUGAACACAACUCCUGACCUGAAGGGGAAACGCACCCGGGGGCCCGAUGCCGGCUCCCACCAUGUCCCCAGUGCUGCUGCUGUGGGGACCGGUUCAGUUUAGCCUCAGGAAACCACGUUGUGAGUGAGUGUGUUGAACCCUGCACCUCUGAUCCUUCUUUAGAGACAGGAACUGUCCUAAACUUAUGCAAAACGUAAACCAGAGAAAACGUUUCCCCCCCAGGCCGGCUGCCGGGCUCCUGCUCCCCAACGGGACCCAACAACCGUGUUAACGUCCACUAAUGGUUGGACCUGAUGAUCUUAAAGGUCUUUUCCAACCUGUUUGAUUCUGUAUCCCAAGUACAUGGUGUCUGCUCAGAGCUGAGGCAGGAGCUGACGGGGCUGGAGCGAUCGAUUACAGAAUUUUACACAUAUUUUUGUAUCGUGAUUCAUAUGAUAUAUAUCGAGAGACUUUCUAUUCAUUUGUAAAAUACAUAAAUUAUUGUAAACUUUUAAUAAAAAGCUGUUUUAAACCUUCA
This is a messenger RNA of Strigops habroptila (Kakapo), 6622 nucleotides long. It is a transcript of the gene JAKMIP3, whose product is annotated as Janus kinase and microtubule interacting protein 3. Gene Ontology annotation, molecular function: kinase binding; microtubule binding. NCBI's taxonomy places the organism in Eukaryota, Metazoa, Chordata, Aves, Psittaciformes, Psittacidae. The transcript has 26 exons. The record is from RefSeq and is a predicted model, not a curated record. The coding region runs from base 759 to 3431 and encodes 890 amino acids.